GAGAGAAGAGUUGGAAAUCUUUGCACUCCCCCAGUCCGGGAGAGAGAGAAGGGAGACACACACACAGAGAGACACACUCACAAACACACACUCACACCCAGAGGCACAGGCAGGCGCACACCCUCGCUCGCAAGGAGAGGAGGAGAAACCGCCGCUGCCGCCGCUGCUGCUGGGUUGCUGCAGCGAGGAACAUGAGUGCCCCCCCUUCGGGAGCUCGCCUCGCCUCGGCUCCAUGGUGAGGAGAAGGAAGAGCCCCCCCGGCCCGGCAGACCCGCACCAUGGGAUGACAGUCAAGCUGGGCGACCACAGCAGCGGCGGAGCCCCCGAGGAAAGCCUGAGGAAGCUGGGCAAGCGAGGAGCUGCCGGCGAGGAAGAGGGGUGCCCCGAAGGAGCAGGAGGAGGAUGUGGAGGAGAGGGGGCAAAGAAAGGCCAGGAGCAGGGGACCCCUGGGGGAGAGACGACGAACGGGGGUCCCUCCUCGGGAGUCCCACCGGCGUCGCCCCCGGCUGCCGCCUCCUCCUCCUCCUCGGGCCCACCGGCUGCGCCUGGCCACGACCAGCAUCACUUCCUCAGGUCCAGUGUCCGGCCGCAGAGCAAGAGGCUGAAGAAGGACCCCCAGGCCUCCUGUGGGGCGGGGGUCAGUGGAACGGGCAGCAGCAGCAGCGGCGGUGGGGGCGGCGUUGCCCCCACGGGGAAAGGAAAAGGUGCAGAUAAUGGUGGGACGUCGUCUAGCAACUCCACAGGAAUCCCAUCCGGUGCCCCAGCCAGCAAUUCAAAAUCCGGUUCAAGGAACCUGAGCUCAACCGGAGAAAAGGAGGAAGGCAAGAAAGUGAGGCGUCAGUGGGAAUCCUGGAGCACGGAGGACAAGAAUACCUUCUUUGAGGGCCUAUAUGAGCAUGGCAAAGACUUUGAAGCGAUUCAAAAUAAUAUUGCCCUGAAGUACAAGAAGAAAAGCAAGCCAGCAAGCAUGGUGAAGAACAAGGAGCAGGUCCGGCACUUCUAUUAUCGCACUUGGCACAAGAUUUCCAAAUACAUUGACUUUGAUAACGUGUUUUCUCAAGGGCUGAAAAAGUCCUCCCUUGAGCUUUAUGGCUUAAUUUGUUAUGGGGAGCUCAGAAAGAAGAUUGGGGGCUGUAUGGAUGACAAAAACGCAGCUAAACUCAAUGAGCUUAUCCAAGCUGGAGCCACAACGGUUCGUUACAAAGGCAGGAACCUUCGUAUCAAGGCACCCAUGUGCAGGGCUCUGAAGAAGCUCUGUGAUCCAGACGGUAUAAGCGACGAGGAAGAUCAGAAGCCUGUGCGUCUUCCCUUGAAGGUUCCUGUGGAACUGCAGCCACGGAAUAACCACGCGUGGGCCCGGGUGCAGAGUCUGGCCCAGAACCCACGUCUCAGAAUGAUCGUGGAGCUGCAUCGGAAGGUAUCCAGCCUCAUUGAGUUCCUGAAACAAAAAUGGGCUCUCCACGAAGUGCGUAUCAGGAAAACACUAGCCGAGAGGCAGCUGCAGGAUUGCAGAGAUGCCGAAAGCAGCAGCAGCAGCAGCUGUUCCGAAGACCAAACGAUGCUUCACCUCUUCCCGGGGGAAAACUGUACGCUGACACCCCUGCCUGGGGUUGCCCGCGUGGUACACUCCAAAGCUUUCUGCACAGUGCAUUGGCAGGAAUCGGGCCGGUGCAAGCAGAGCACGAAGGAUGUCCACCUCUUGCCCCCUGCCCAAAUCCUAGGCAUACAGAGCAGUCAGGGGACAGCCAGAGGGCAGGUGAAAUACUCACGGGGGGCAGAGAGUAAAGGCGGAGCCAAGCCCGACACGACCGCGGAAGUGAGCAGAACUCCUCAGCUGAUCCUGGAUCCCGUUGCAAACCCGGAAGAUUGCUCCCCCGAAGCUGGCCUUGCCGAAGCAGCGUUCUCGGACCUCAACAAGCCAGCUGCCGGGCUUCAGGGCCCGAGCGGGAGCCUGGAGAAGUCCAUCCCGGCGGCCGAGAGCAGAGAGGCGGCGCCCGCCGUUGCCUUGCCCGCCGCGGUGGACGCCAGCAGCGCCAAGUGCCAUUGUGGCGAUCUCCUGCCGGAUCUGGAAGAGCUCUCCCUGCUCGAUCCGUUCCCUCGUUACAUGAAGUCCUGCCACGAUCUGAUUGUCCCCGAGAAGUGUCUUUGCGCGGAGAAGCUGGGUAGAAAAGAGCUUGCCUUGCCAGAAUGUUCUCCCGCCGGGGGGGCUUUCCCUGGCGCCACAGAGACCGGCAGUCCCACACCGUUGGCGAGCGGCAGUCUGGAAUUGCCCAGCGGUGGUGCCUCCGCUUCUGAAACUCAGGCUUUCCACUGCUCCGGACCUCAAGCCGAACCGUGUGUGAAGGAGCCCCCUGAUGCGGUCACGGAGGACUCUCAGGUGAAGCUCAACCCCUCACUGCCACCGCCACCAGCUCAGGGACAGUUGGUCACAAAGUCCCUCAAGGACGAGCCCAGCCGCCUCGCGCAGCAAGUGCGAGAGAAGGGAUGGAGCCUGCGGACAUCUGAAAGCCUUACCUUGGCUGAAAUCUACCUCAUGAUGGGCAAGCCGAACAAACUGCAGUUAGAAUACGACUGGCUGACAGUCUUGGGGCAGGGAACCCAGGAUGCCGGGGAGCAGGUCGCUGAACCGAAAUGUGUUCCUCCAUCGGCCACUUUUCAUAAGCAGAAACUCCUCCGUUGCCUCUUGCAGCUCAUCUCGACCGAAGUGAACCCCAAACCGAUUCCUGAAAUGAAUUCCAUUGCGACAUCCCCUAUCAAGCCCAUUCAAGAGGAACAUGCUUUGACCCCUCCCGGGAAGGUGAUUGCCAUUAGUACCAGGAGCCCAGGCUGUGCUCGCAACCAGACUGCGCUUCACAAGAAGACCUUUUCCCCCAGUGCCACUUCCAACUCCUCAGGUUUCCGAAAUCCUUCUAAACCCCUCUUGGUGGCUAGUUCUUCAAGUUCCAGCAACCCUGAUGCAGACGGCGGCCUCUUCGCCAUUCCCACAACCCUCCCGCCAAACAGCAGGCACGGGAAGCUUUUCUUGCAAAACAAAGAAGCAGACCUGAGCUUCCGCCAGCGCUUGGACACCAUUAGCAUGCAAUCAGAUUUUUUCUUGCCAAAGCCAAGAAAACUACGCAGCAGACACCUGCGGAAGCCGCUAGUUGUGCAGAGGACCCUGCUUCCUAGACCAUCCGAAAGCCCUUCCCAGCAUGUGUGCUCCUUUUCCAUCUUAUCUAACUCCUCCGUAACAGGAAGGGGAUCUUUCCGGCCAAUCCAGUCUUCGCUGACUAAAGCUGCCGUGUCACGUCCCAUUGUUCCCAAGAUCCUUCCAGUUCAAGCCACCAGUCGUCUUUCUAGCGCGAUUGAUUUGGCGGCUAAAUCGGCCGGUAUUAUCCCUGGCAGUCCUUUGCCGCUUCUGGGGACCGAAGGCUUGCCAAGUGUUUCCCCGCUCUCACCAGAGGCAGUAUCCACCGUGGUUGGAGGUCAAGAUUCCACAGUGGCACAUCAGAACGGAGGCUCCGUAGCAGCAGUGGCGGGUUCAAGCCAUGAAUGUCGGGUUCCUUUCCUUGGUCUACCAUCCCAGCCUGAGCAAGAAGCCAUUCCUGAUGGCUUCCAGGGAACACCAGUCCUUUCCCUGCCGGAGCUGCCUAAAACGUCGCUGCGGAAUGGCCUUGCUCCCUCUCCGCUUCCCUCUUCUGAGACAUCCAGUACCCACCUGUCUCCUCCCAACGUCUCCGCUCUCCUGGACAUAUCUCUUCCUGGACCCCCCGAGGAUGUUUUGUCUCAGGGAGAACCGGCUACACAAAUCAGUGACUCCAUCAUCGAAAUAGCCAUUAGCUCAGGCCAAUACGGUGAGAAUGUUUCCCUGUCCCCAGCCAAGCUGAACGGCAGCGAUAAUUCCAAAAGUCUUCCGUCCCCAUCCUGCAGCCCCCAGCAAAGCUGGAUCGCCUCGCCCAGCCAUGAUCCACAGUGGUAUCCCAAUGACUCCACCGACUCUUCCCUCAGCAGCUUAUUUUCCAGUUUCCUUUCUCCGGAAAAGGGCCGGAAAAUGCUGCCCACCUCAGUGGGCAAUCCAAGCAGCAGCUCCUUGCUGGGACCCAGCCUGCUGGAUGGGAAUUCACGGGAUUCUUUUGUCUCUCGGUCCAUGGCAGAUGUCGCUGAGGUGGUAGAUUCCCAGCUGGCCUGCAUGAUGAACGAGAACAGCAUAGAUUACAUAUCUCGUUUCAACGACCUCGCCCAGGAGCUCGCGAUCCCCGAGCCCCCCCGCCGAGAGAUUCUCUUUGACGGAGGGAGUGGCGGCCCCCCCAUGGGCGACCUCUCUCAGUGAACACAUCCCGCCAGCUGGCUGGUGGGCGCUGUUGAAUUGGCCAUAACGUGGAGGAAUGACGUCAUAGCUAUGCAGCCGAUUGGUUUUUUUUAUUAUUAUUAUGGUUUUUGUUGUUGUCCUGGCGGGAGCAUACCUGACAUGAAGAGAGAAGCUUUUUUUGUCUUCGACCUUCUACGGUUCCUGGAAAGUGCAAUAGGCUGGGAACAAGGCACUGUGGAGCAGUAUUAUAGAAAGUGAGGUGUGUGUAAGCUGGUGACAAAGCCGCAAAGUUUACAAGACGAGUUCCGGGUUUAAGGUCUGAGCAAGAAAUCUUGAAAACUACACUCUUAGAUAGAAAACCAAAACUGUUGUCGGGGUAUCCACAAAUAAGCUGAAAGUUGGGGGUAAAUAGUGGUAUGUUUUUAUUAAGUUUUCUGUUUUUUUGUUUUUGUUUUAGAACUUCCUCUCCUGAUCUGUCACGGUUGUCUUGUUGGCAAGUCAGUUGAGCUGGUAUUCCUCUCACUUUCCUGUCGCAACAGAGCAGCUGAAUUUUAAACAAGGCUUUUUAACAGAAUUCUUUCAUUGUUUCUUUAUAUUCAUUAACAUUCCAGCAGGACACGAGGGAGGGAGGGAAAAAAACACCUGUUGCUGUUCCAUGUUUAAAAACUAGGAUAGGGUCAGAGGAAAUCUUGGAAGGACACAGGACCUAUCCUGCUUCUUUUUAACCUUCUUCCCCACGCUUAAAAUUAAAAAGACAGCUAUCGCCCGAGGAUUUCCAUUUUUCCUAGCAUGCCAGCUGGGGAAUUGUGGGAAUCCUUAAAUUUGUUGGAAGUUGAGAAACACUCUUCUGGAGGGGGGGGGGUCUUCUAGAUAUGUUCAAAGUCAAAUCCCUUUGAGAUGAGUACAAUCAUUGGUGACGGUCAUGGAAAUGUCCUCUUGGGAGGACAGUGGUUUUCCUUGUCUUGGGGAUGAAUUUCCGACUUCCCAGUCUAAUCUGCAGCUCGGGGGUUCUUGGUAGGUAUUAAAUGAGAGGCCUCGUGGCAAAACCAGGGCCAUAGACUAGACUGGGAUGUCAGCACACUCCCUAAAGAAGAUCACGAUAAUGCACUUCCAUUUUGUUGCCGCCUCAAAAAUCAUGUUUAUAUCUCUUUAGAUAUCAGGAGUCAAGCUUGACUUGAAGACACUUUCUCUUUUCUUCUUAAGAGCCCCUUUGAUUAUUGUGCGUUAGCAUUUUGGGGGACAAAUCUCUUGGCCACAUUUCUGGUUGCAGUUGAGGAAUGUUUUUGAUCAUGUUCUGCCAAUGAAAGAAACGGGUACAAUUCUUUUACUUCCUGUAGGUUCCUAACGCAGUUAUCAGUUUUACACCAGGGUCUCUCCAUCUACAGUCCUGAGGUCUGUAGAUGUUGGCCUCUUAGCCGUCAGAGCUUGGAUAGCAGGUAGCCUUCACUUGACUUUAAUUUUGCAGCCAUCAGGAGCCAUCUAGUCCAGUGUUUCUCAACCUUGGCAACUUUACGAUGUGUGGACUUCAACUCCCAAAAUUCUCCAGCUAGCUAGCAAUGCUAGCUGGAGAAUUCUGGGAGUUGAAGUCCACACAUUGUAAAGUUGCCAAGGUUGAGAAACACUGGUUUCUAGUCCCUCUUUUUUACCGAUUGUUCCAGAUUAUACAGUUCCCUUACUUGUUCCUCUCCCACAAGCCGAGCAUUUCUAACCAUCAUUCCCUUAUGAAAUGCUGUUUACCUACAAGCAGCCCCUCUUUGCAAGCCUGUCCUGUAGAUGUCUCAUUUUUCUUCAGAUGUUUGACAGGCAACGUGACUUCAGACCUGGUCCACAAGGUCUACCUUGCUUUUGCCCAAACUGACGUCAAAAGGGAGCGAAAACAGUGCUGAUCAGGAGAGGCAUCUCUGUUCCUGGGAUUUAUCCCUAAUCCUCUUCUGGCAUCGCUCCACGUUUCUUCGCUCUGCCUUGCCGCAGAACUGGAGGGCCUCUCCUAGCUGCAGUGUAUUUGUGACGUGAGUCCACCUGCCCUUCUUUAAAUUAAGAUGCUCUCCAGAUUCUGCAGAAGCUGAAUGGAAAACUGCUGAGAUCAUGCGUACCUCUGGGGCUAAUUAUUAUAACCUAAUCAUCUGAUAUCACUGCUCCUUCCAAAGUUGCAGUCCUUUCGAGUAUUUCGCCGUAACUGAUAACUAAAUGGACUCUUUUAUUUCGGGCCAAAACACCCUAUGCAGUUCUGAUAGCAAGGGGUAACAAAAUAGUGGUCCACAGAGUUCUGACAGUCACAGAGAUUCUCUCCUUUUAGCAUACUGGAUCGGCAUGUAUCCAGAUAGCAUCUGUGAUUUAGGAGGCAUUUUAGCAACUUAGCUUAGAUCCCACACUGCCAGAAUUCACUUAUUGCACUCGUGCAGUUUUUGCCAGGCUCUUGUCUGAUAAACAACAUUCCCCCCCUUCCCCAGUAUCCUUCAGCUCUUUUCAGUUCUGUGUCCCGAAGACAACGUUUUAUUCAGCGUGUUUUGUUCAAAUAAAGCAACCUAGGCCGACUCUUUCCGUGAUCAUCAUGCAGCUUGCACUGUGAUUUAAAGCUUUUAUGUGGGUUUUUCUUUCCUCUUAACUACUGGGCUAUUUGACAUGGAUAUUUUAAACUCAAGUUUAUGGAGCCCUUUUUUUUUAUGUCUGUCUGGAAUAUUCACCUGCCUUGAAGUGGAAUCAAAAAUCCUACUCGGAUACCAGUCCUUGGCGAUCAGUGUCCCUCACGACGCCAGCUUUCUCCAUCCAUGAAAGCAAAGAAUGUCGUAAGAACUAUUAGGGCUAGACAGUUUUUAAUACGGUUUUGUUGCCGGAAACAUCCAGAAGUAAGUAAACAUUCACAAAGCAGCUCCUUUCCUAAUACUUGACAGUUUAAAAGCAGUAUCUACAUAUCAGCUUUAGUGCUUCUGAAAUUCUCUGCAAAUGACACUGAACUUCCUUCGUAAAGUCUUAAUGGUCUCCUUCCCUGUUUGUUUAGUGGUUUUUGUCCACAAAAAUUUUAAGAAAAAAUCCUUUUGUGGCCUUUUACGUCUUGCAUGUUACAUCUGAAGUCAAGAGCAAGGACAGCUCUGCUUUUAGGACUGAAGAAAAGGAGAACUCCAGUGAUCUCAACUCCAGCCGUUUUGCUGCAGUGCUUAUUUAUAUAAGUGAUUUUAAUUCUUGGGAGCUGCUGGCCUUAUGGCUGCUGUCGAGAAAGAUCCUGAUUGGAUAAGCGCAGGAGACCAUUCUGAGCUGUUCCUCUGGAUCCUUUUGGAUCCAGAAGAAUGUUAAGUUUAUGUGCAACUAAUAGGGAAUUUGCAGGCACGGCUGCGUCUAAGUGGAGUCACCUUGCCUCUUGUUUUUGACUGGAGGUAUUGAAAGAAAAGGCUCUUGCGGAUGGCCUGAUUUUCAUUGGUGCAUUUGGUUCUUGAAAAGCUUUUGGUGUCCUGUGUUCUUUUUCCAAUCAGAUGGAUGGGUUGAUGUGUGUCUUUUAUAAAUGAGAAUGUAUGCAGUGGAUAUAAGCUUUUCUCGUAGGCCGACCAGACGGGGCACUGGGAAUCGGAAGCGUUUGCUCCUAACCUAAUGUAAAGUUUCAAGAUUGUGGGUUAGGCGUUUGUAUCUGCCCAUUUUUUGAGUGCCUGGAUUGGACAGUAGUUGAUGGUCUUGCUUGUGCAUUGCGUUGAAAUUGGCCAAUCGCUCAAACAUUGACUUUUAGUUUUGAUCAAUGUGGACACAGUUCAUGAGGAGUUUCCUUCCACAUGACGUUGGUUGGAAUGAAAUUCCCUAUGAACUGCAUCCUAAUUAUCUCACACUUUUGUUCUUUACACAAAAGAAAUUGGCAUUAUGUAACCUCUCUGAUUGUUAACUUUAUUGCUUUCUUUAGCCAGCUUGAUUUCAGUUAUACCCAUAAGGAUGGCUUGUCUUUGACUUGACCAGUGGUGGGUUUUUUAGUAUUGCAUUUGGGAUUUGGGUUAUUUUUUUAAAUACACAACACACACACACACACACACACAAUACUUGUAUGCUUACACAGAGAAGACAGCUGAAUUUUUAAGGAAGAAACGGCACUUUUUUUUUUGCGUUAACCCAGCCCUUUUUAAAGCUUUCCUUGUGACCUGUAAAUGCUAAAUAAUGAAAAUGUUUGCAAGCACUACAGCAAUGAGUUAUCAUGAGUUGCCAAAAUGUGACAACUGGCUUUUGAGCUUGUGCAUUUGGCAGCAGAUGAUGUUGCUGUUUCUUUUAAUAAUAGUUAAGCCAUAUCAUCUUAAAAAGUUUUUUGUCUUGUUUUAAAAUGUGAAUUCGUUUUUCAGAUAAUAUGCAUAUAUAGCGUAUGUAUAAAGCAAGAAUGCCUGUCCUUAACUGAUUUAUUUUUUUGUACCAUAUUGUAAAUUAUAUUAUUUAUUCUUUAUCGAUUUUUGGAAAAAGGAAAAAGGUGUUUGGGUUAUUUAAUAUAAUAUACAAAAGUUAAUUUCCUCUGUUUUCAAUUUCCAAUUCAAGUUGUAAAGUUGUUUUUAUGAUUGUCCAUAAACACUUACUAAUCCUUGGUCUAA
This is a messenger RNA of Crotalus tigris (Tiger rattlesnake), 8838 nucleotides long. It is a transcript of the gene CRAMP1, whose product is annotated as cramped chromatin regulator homolog 1. Lineage: Eukaryota; Metazoa; Chordata; Lepidosauria; Squamata; Viperidae. Gene Ontology annotation, cellular component: nucleus. Gene Ontology annotation, molecular function: chromatin binding. The coding region runs from base 233 to 4309 and encodes 1358 amino acids. The record is from RefSeq and is a predicted model, not a curated record. The transcript has 21 exons. Gene Ontology annotation, biological process: pattern specification process.